UUCCCAACUGGCAGCUUUGCACUGGCAUUAACAUCAUGGAUUGUUAGAUUCCUCUCACAAUGCAGGCAGCAGGAGGACUCUGUGGACUCUUCCUCGGCAGGUGUUUUUCUAGUUGGAUUUUAGCCUACUGACAUUCUCCCACAGCCAUGGAAUCGACAGUUGAUGACGAUGCAAUGGCAGCGUGAAUGAAGCUUGGCGUGGGGAGAGCUGAACGAUGCCCAAAGGUGGGGGUUCUAAAACCCCCCAGCUGGACCACUUCCCACUCAACACCGACAUGGUGGAAAAACAAGGAUAAAGUGUUGUCAAACAAGGCUCCCAAAUUGGAUCGCAGUGAUGGCGUCAAAGAGAUGAAAGAAAAGGCCCCAAAAAGGAAACUGCCCUUUUCUGCUGGAACUAAUGGAGACCAGAAAGAUUCUGACUCAGAGAAACCAGGUCCAGAGCGGAAGCGCAUUAAAAAGGAGCCCACCAACACCCGGAAGGCGGGCUUGCCGUUUGGAAUGGGGAUGCCAGGGAUCCGGGCCGGGUACCCCCUCUCUGAGCGGCAGCAGGUGGCCUUGCUCAUGCAAAUGACAGCUGAGGAGUCCGUCAACAGUCCAGACACAACACCAAAGCAUCAGUCACAGUCCAGUCUGGGGCAGAAGGGAACGCCAAACUCUGCAUCUAAAACCAAAGACAAAGUGAAUAAACGGAAUGAGAGAGGAGAAACUCGGCUGCACAGAGCAGCAAUCCGUGGAGAGGUACGGCGCAUCAAGGAGCUCAUCAAUGAGGGAGCUGAUGUGAAUGUAAAAGACUUUGCAGGCUGGACUGCAUUGCAUGAAGCAUGCAAUAGAGGUUAUUACGAUGUGGCCAAGCAGCUGCUGGCAGCCGGAGCAGAGGUCAACACCAAGGGUCUGGAUGAUGACACCCCUCUACAUGAUGCAUCCAACAAUGGACAUUUUAAGGUGGUUAAGCUACUUUUGCGGUAUGGAGGGGACCCACGUCAAAGCAACAGGCGAGGUGAAACACCACUGAAGGUUGCCAACUCUCAAACUAUGCUGAAUCUGUUGCUAGGAAAAGGCACUUACACUUCAAGUGAAGAAAGUUCGUCAGAAUCUUCAGAGGAGGAAGAUGCCCCCUCAUUUGCCCCAUCCAGCUCUGUCGAUGGCAAUAACACAGACUCUGAGUUUGAGAAGGGCCUGAAGUUAAAAGGGAAAACCAUAGACACUCCUAAAUCUGCUGUCACACCAGUCAAAGAUGAAUAUGAAUUUGAUGAGGAUGACGAGGAGGAACGCGUCCCUCCUGUGGACGAUAAACACCUCUUGAAAAAAGACUUUCGUAAAGACUCGAUCAGCAAGGCCAACAGCUUCAUCUCUAUCCCCAAGAUGGAGGUCAAAACCUAUUCCAAAAGCAACUCGCUUACACCAAAGAAAACCAUCAGGCGGAUCAUCUCUGACAGUAACAGUUCAGAUGAGGAUGAUAGGACGUUGUGUUUCACACCAGCGCCUACGCCACGGCAACAAGCCCAACAAACAAAUAGCAAGACAAGAGAUGCUGGCAGCAUGAGCUCUAAACAACAGAAAGACAAGAAUAAAGUCAAAAAGAAACGGAAGAAGGAGAGUAAAAAUAAUGUUAGUAAAGAAGUCAGGUUUGGUAAAGUCAAUGACAAAUUCUGUACAUCUGACUCUGAUUGUGGAGAUAUGGAGAGUGAGGAUGAUAAGGGCUCAAAUAUAAAGGAUUCGUCUGCAACAAGUUUGAAAGAAUCCCCAGGCUUUAAUGCAUCUUCCUCCUCUUCCCAUGGAAACUUGAACUCUCAGAAACAAGCACCAUCAUUAGCAGAACAGCAUCCCAAACAAUGGCGGACAGAUGGAUGGAAGACUGUGUCAUCUCCUACAUGGUCAGACGUCAGUUCUCUUUCGGAUUCAGUCAGAACAAGACUGUCCAGUGAGUCAGAUUACUCCUCUGCUGAUUCCAGUGUGGAAUCAAUAAAACAAGUUAAAAGGAAAGCUCAGGAGAACAAAAAGAAAAACAACAAUGUGCAUAGUAACACAGACAAGAAAAACUCUGAGCUCUACAAAAAUGCAGACAGUGCUGUCUCCAAAUCCGAUAUAGAUGGCAAAGUGCUGAAAAAGCAUAAAGUUAAGCACAAGCACAAAACUAAGGAAAAGGAAAAAGCUCCUAGCCUAGUGCUUAAUCAAGACAUGAAUGAGAAAUUUGUCAAGAGCUUUUCUUUUGAUUUUGACGAUUCAAGGCAGAAGUCCUUAAUUGUUGAGUCAGAGUCACCAGCUGAGGGCAAAGUCAAGUUAUCCAAACACGAAAAAGACCAUUCAAAAAAGGAGGAUAGGCUUUUGAAAAGCAAGUCUGAGGAUAAGGAUUGGUCAUCUGGAAAAGACAUCCAUAGAACAGCAAAAGAGGAUAAAAAUAGGAAAACAAAGGACUCUGCCAAGGACAAGACAAAUAAGGAGGAGAGGGAGAAACCUGUAAAAUCUGACAAGGAUAGAAAUGUCAAAGAAAAGGAGAAGCCCAAGGAGGAUAAACAAAAGACUCACAAAGAGGAGAAAAAGAAAAAAAUUAAGGAAAAGUCCUCCUCAAAGGCAGACAGGAAGAGUGAGCAGAAAGAGGAAAAGCAUCUAAAGAUGGACAAGGAGAAAAACAGCAAGGAGGAGAAAGAAAAAUGUAAAAAAGACAAAGCACUAAAGGAAGAGUCUGAGUAUGAAGGCUAUGAUGUUAACAACCAUUUCCUCAACCUGGAGGAUACAAAGCUCAGUGCCUCAGAUGACCAUCAUGACAGAUGGGGCUCUGAAAUGUCCUCUGAUUCCUCCAUCUAUGGAGAUGACAGCUGGGAUGCUCCUGUCAAAGAGUACAAAGAAUAUAAAGCUAACAACACGGUAAAACUAAUUGUUGAGACUGUCAAGAAAGAGACGAGGAGGAAAGAAAAGGUCAAGGACAAGAAAUCGGAUCACAGUGACAAAAGAUCAGAGAAAGAAGCCACUUUUAAAAAGAAAGACAAAGACUCUUCAGAAAAGACAAAUGACAAGAAAAAAGACUGGUCAGAAAAACAAAAAUUAAAUUCCAGUCACUCAGUUGAAAAAGAAAAGAAGCGGAAGGAGUCAACAGACACAGUCAAAGAUAAAAAAGAAAAGGAUUCUCUGGAAAACAGUCGAGACCGUAAAGACUCAUAUGAGUUUGUGAAGGAAAGAAAAGACAUAAAAAUCAAGCAAGAGCCUAUAAGAGAUGAAUAUGGCAGUGAUACUUUCUUCAAAGACAUUGAUGCUGGGAAAUUGUGUGAUAUCAGAGAAAGAAACCACUCUGGAAAGGAAAAAGAAAAGAAGGUUGAGGGAAUGGAAAAGCGUGAAAAGACAAAAGCUGACAAGCACAAAGAGAAAACAAAAGACAGAGGAGUUGAUCAGGAAAAGGACAGGAGUGAGAAAAGCUCCACAGAAAAAUCUGUCAAGGAAAAGGAUACAGACCGGGGCACCAAAGACAAGAAGGAGGGAGUCAAAGACAAACACAAAGAGUGUCACAGCAAAGACAAAGAUCGAAAAAUGUCCUCAGAACAGACCAAGGACAAGAAAGAAAAGGCUUCUCAAGAUAAACAUGCAGAUCGAGAGAAGGAUUUUUUGGAGGUAAAGAAAGAGGAAAGAAAACCCGAGAAAAUCCGUGAGAAAACAUGGUUCAAGAUAGCUGACGUAUUCACUGAUGAAAGUGAUGAUGAGGAGGACAGCUACAAUGGUGGUGUGCUCGUGUCUGACUCCAUCAGAAAAGACUCAACGCCCGAUCAGGAUGAGCUGGAUAACUUUCCUUCAGAAAAAGUGAGAAAAUCUUCUGCAGAGGCUAAACAUAACACUGAAAAGGCAAAAGACAAAGAACACAAAGAAAAGAAAAAAGAAAAGGCCACAUUUGACACAGGUAAAGAGAGGAAAGGCUCCCUAGAGAAACACAACAAAGACAAGAAAGAUUCUGUAGAUGUGAAACAUAAGGAAAGAAAAGACAGAAUGUCAGUGGACUUGAACCAAGACAAGAAAAAUAAGCAGAAGCUGUUGGACAAAAGAGACACCAGUGAGGAAAAGACAAAGAACAAAUAUAAAGACAAACUGGACCAUUCUAAGGAAAGGAAACCAUCAAAAGGCAGUGGAGAAAAUGAAAAGUCCCUGUUAGAAAAACUGGAGGAGGAAGCUAUGAAUGACUAUAAGGAUGACUCUAAUGACAAGAACAGUGAAAUCUCUUCAGAUAGUUUCACUGAUAGAGGUCAUGAGCCAGUCCUCACUACUUCAUACUAUGACUCCAUCAGCUUGGCUGAUGUGUCUGAGGACAGGAGAGACUCUCUGUCCAUAUCUACACCCCAGGACAAGUUCAGAGAGAAAGAGAGACAUCGACAUUCCUCUUCAUCUUCGUCCAAGAAAAGCCACGACAAGGAGAAAGAAAAGGUCAAGAAGGACAAAGGAGAAAAACGUGAUAAGACAGAAGAAAUAAGAGAAUCCUACAGCCGCCGAGAGAGCCUACCUUUUGAAAAAGAACCAAUGCCUCUAGAGGCAGACCCUUACACAUUCCCAUAUGGAGGUAAGGGAGAUGGUGAUGAUGACUUUGAGAAAACAUUGGAAUUUGAAAAAGAGAUGUCCAAAAAGGACAAAGACAAAUCAACUGGUGUCAUUGGUGAUAGGGUGAAAGACAAGAAGAAAAAGGAGAAGCAUAAGGAAAAACUCAAGGAGGAGAAAAAUAAAUACAUUGAUGGCUUUGGGUCAUUUAAACACUCUAAAGAGGAUCUGAAGUCAGGGUUGAAAGAUAGCCCCCAGGUCACUAUUCUGAAAGACAGGUCAAAAGAAGAAAGUCCUAAAUUUGAUAUGAAGAAAGACAGAAAUCGGGAGACAUUGGACAAAGACAACAGAAUGGACCACAGCAAAUCAAAGGCUAAGGAUGAAAAUGAAAAGCUCACUCAGUCCAAAGACAUGGUGCGCAAAGAUAAUCGUCCUCGUGAAAAACUGUUGGUGGAUGGUGAUUAUCAAAUGACAAGCUUUGGUCAGAUGUUGAGUCUUAAAGACCAGGAGAUUGAAGAGCGCCACAAGAGACACAAAGAAAGAAUGAAACAGAUGGAGAGACUAAGACCCAAGUCAGGGGACCCUAAACUUAAGGACAAAACUAAGUCCACAGAAGAAGUCCGUAAAAACCGCAGUGAGCUAUCAUCAAAAAAAUCCAACAGCCUGGAGUCUGGUCUUAAAGAGAAGAAACUAAAGGAUGUGGGUCUCCCAGCUCAAAUGAUGUCCCCAGGCAGGAAGUUCCAGCCUUCAGACAGUCAAAACUCAAAGGACUGGCUGGCCGGCCACCAAAUGAAGGAGAACCUCCCUGCUUCACCCAGGCCAGAUCAAAACAGGCCAACUGGUGUCCCCACACCAACAUCGGUCAUCUCCUGCCCCAGCUUUGAGGAAGUAAUGCAGACGCCACGUACCCCAUCUUGUAGUGCAGAGGAUUACCCUGACAUUAUGUUGGAUGGUUUGGACUGCCAGAACUCAUCAGCUAUGACUAUGUCAAUGAAUGCCUGCUCCCUAUCCUUCUUUGAAAGCAGGUACUCAAACUCCCAGAGUUUCCAGGAGGGCACCUGCCCUACCCCUGCAAAGAAUCUCCAGCUGCCACUUGUCAGCCGUUCAGCAUCCUCAGAUGUUCGCAGGCCUUUGGAGGAUGAGUUCAAAGCUGAAGCUGACAAGUUCCUUCGACAGCAGAGUGAUCCAGUGGCUGACUUUGAUCCGUCAUCUUCCUCCCAAACUCUAGAGGAUAAAUCAGCAGUUGUGGAUAGGGUGGAAUGCCUGUCAUCUCCCUAUUUCUCCCCGUUGAGAAUAUUAUCCCCUCGGGAACCAGCCCAUCCAACACCAGAUGUGGCAGCACCAACGCUUGCUGGCACCGAAGGUAAUGAACACCUUCCUGAAAGUGUAUACAAUUUCUUGCCCAAACCUUCUACACCAAUUCACAGGCCAGACCCUCAGGAGCCAUGCUUUGACAUCGCUGCACCACCAACCCCAGCUCCUGCCGCUUUGCCACCCCUGGACAUCGAUGAUAUCUCUGAGCCUCACCAUAGUGAGCCUAACCUGGUCCUUUCAGAUCUUCCUUCUGUCACAGAGGAACAGGAAGAGGAGGAGGAUGAAGAAGAGGACGAGGAAGAGGAGGAGGAGGAGGAGGAGGAGGAGGAGGAAGAAGAGGCAGAAGGUGAAAUGGAUGAGAGGGUUGACAGAGACCAUUGUACAGUGGAGGAGCCUGAACAAACAAGGGAACCAUGUUCUUUCUCCCCUCAAGUUGAGGACCCUCUGAGGAAGAGCUGGCCUGCAGAGUCUCCAGACCAGCAGGACCAAGAUGUCCACCAGCUUUCCCCCAUACAUUCUGUACCCAACCAUGGAGAGAACUGUUUUGAUCAUACCAUGGGUUGGAACCCUGAUAUAGACCUCAAAUCUCCCCACAGAACAUAUGGGGAGAUAGAAACUGCUGUCUCCAAAAUAACCAGUCUAUACUCCCAUUCAGACAGUGACAUGCAACACUUGUCUGGACACCCCUCUCUCACCUCUCCUUAUGCUACCUGGAACAGGUGGCACAAAGAGGACCCAGAAGACUUCAAUGAGCAGAAGGAGGCUGUUGCUGACAUCCCCUCUCCAGAGCGACCUGACACAGCUUUGGAUGGGGAACCCAACUAUUUGAACACCUCAUCAUCCUCCAAUAGGCUGGAGUCUUUCUUCCAGGACUGCAACAAGCCUAGCAUGGGGGAUAGUCACCAGAUGGACAUAGAGUCAACAUGUGUAGAAGCAGACAGCAGACAGAGCACACACAGCUUUAGUGCUGCCACAGAUGGCCACCUGACUCCACCUGUGGGUCCUGAGCCUGUAGUGCCCUGGGCAGACCCAUUCUCAUCUGAUGCAGAUGACCUGGGACUGUUCUCCUUGCCUGAGCUACCACUACCAGACAAGCCAGAAGAAGCUGAGUCUCGAGACCUUGAACUAGCUGACCACAGUAAAACUGUGUCGCCCCACAUCAGACAUUCUGUUACAGACAGAGAUGACCCAGACAUAAUGGAGGUGGACCUACCAAGUCUGGCUAAGACUUCAUGCCCUGCUGGAGACCUAGGUUUAGGAGAACCUACUGGACAAGACUUAGUUGUACCAUCACCACAUGCCAACUUCCAACAAGAGUUGGACCCUGAACCUCAAAGUGUCCCAAUCAACAGCUCUCUCUCUCUUACACAACAGCAGGGCAGCAUGUUGGAAAGAAAAGGACCUUAUGGGGGACCUGAUGAGUUGGAUCCUAACAUGUUGUAUUCAUCUGUGAAAUCAGAUACCAAUCAGCAACAUCACAUACAGAUCCACUCCCUCACCGAGUCGUUGCAGUUACCCCUGGAUCAAUUGUCUGCUGUCAAAACAGAGAUGAGACAGGAUGAGAUGUCGGAGCCUGUGGCAGAAUCCCUGACAUGCAGCCCUCUUCCUCAGCUCCCAGUGGCAGUCACCCUUUCCAGCACAGUGGAACUACCAGACACUCAGGAGACCAUAUCAAAGCUAACGCCAGUAACUCUGACCACUGUGUCCACCAUUGUAGAUAUCCCCAAGAAGGUGGAUGAAAUCCCUCAAAGGAUGACCCGCAAUCGCGCCAAGAAUAAUCCCUCUGCUGCUGCUGUCCCUCCUACCUCCAGCAUUAUAACCUCAUCUGCCGUUACCACCCCUGUAACAACCAGUCCAGCAGUAAGCAUUAACCCGAUUCCUACUAGAACCCCGACACCCACCUCAGCCUCUUCUUUCUCAGCUUUGAAGAAAGACAAAGAAUCUGUGCUUAGUGUCUCUUCUACUGCAUCUAAUUCAACGCCAGCUGUGUCUAUACCUUCUUCUGUGACAACUUCUGCGUCAGUGGUUCUCAGUAAGACGACAAAAGGCCGCCCUCUCCCAGUGGAUGAAGAGGAAUCUCAGACCCAGCACCCACGAAAGAGGAAAUUUCCACGUUCUGCUGGGCAGCAGGUCCAGGUCCAGCUGGUAAACACAGCCAUGCAGCAGACCAGGGAAAUGAUUCAACAGACUUUGGCUGUAGUAGUCAAUGCCAUCAAGCUGGAUGAUAUUGAGCCCUACCACAGUGAUCGUUCAAACCCUUACUUUGAGUACCUGCAGAUCAGGAAGAAGAUUGAGGAGAAGAGAAAGAUUCUGUGCUACAUCACGCCACAGGCCCCGCAGUGUUAUGCUGAAUAUGUGACCUACACUGGCUCCUACCUGCUGGAUAGCAAGCCCCUCAGCAAGCUUCACAUCCCAGUGAUUGCUCCACCUCCAUCACUGUCAGAACCUCUGAAAGAGCUCUUUAGACAACAGGAGGCAGUACGGGGGAAGCUCAGAUUACAGCACAGCAUAGAACGGGAGAAGCUGAUUGUCUCAUGUGAGCAGGAGGUUUUAAGGGUCCAUUGCAGAGCAGCCAGGACAAUAGCCAAUCAGGCUGUGCCGUUUAGUGCCUGCACCAUGCUUUUGGACUCUGAAGUAUACAAUAUGCCAUCAGAGAGCCAGGGUGAUGAGAACAAAUCUGUGAGAGAUCGCUUCAAUGCUCGUCAGUUCAUUUCCUGGAUUCAGGAUGUGGAUGAUAAAUAUGACCGCAUGAAGACGUGUUUGUUGAUGCGGCAACAGCAUGAGGCAGCAGCCCUGAAUGCAGUGCAAAGGAUGGAGUGGCAGUUGAAAGUCCAGGAGCUGGAUCCAGCAGGGAACAAGUCCCUCUGUGUCAACGAAGUGCCGUCCUUCUAUGUGCCAAUGGUCGACGUCAACGACGACUUUGUCCUGCUGCCUGCGUGACACACCUGUGCUCACAGAUAGAGAGCAAACUUUGCCUGAAUCACUUCUUCUCAAAGAGACUUCGUUGAAUAGAACGAAUGGAAAGGGCUAGCAAGUUUAAAAGAGGACUUUAGACAGGAAAAAAUUAUAUUCUGUAGAAAAAGAGUAUAGAUGAAAAACUUGCUCUUAAUUCCCUUCCGUGAAGAAGGAAAUGUGUUUUUACUGGCGAAAAAGAAAAUACACAACUUGCACUUUCACCCUCAAAGUUUUUACGUUUAUGUUUGAUCAGAGUGUGAGAAGCAGAAAUGGUUUUUGGUUUGAGGCUCUGACAUCAGGACACAACAGGGGACAGAGGUAUAUUUUCUUUGUUCAUUUUUGGUCCCUGCUUCAAUAGACCCACCACCACCACUGGGAGGAGGUAACAGAAAAGAGCUAUCCAGACAGCGUGGUGCCUGUCCUGAGGGUGGACUGAGGAGGAGCCUCCCUUGUUGACCCAGGACUCCUGGUGGGCCAGCUGAACUAGACAAGAUCCAGUGCUAGUGGCUAGAGUCAUGGUGGCUCUUCAAUGUGUAUCUACAGCAAAGACAGCUGGAAUGGACAGACCAGGAGGCUAGAAUCAGAUGCUGGUGGUUUUGGGGCUAUAAGAUAGUACACCCAGAGGACGCCCUCUCUCUCCACACUGCAGCAGGUUGGAAUACAGCUGAGGGUUAGUGAUGUGUGUACAUCAGGGCCCAGUGUCUGAGAGGAAGAGACUGAGCGUGCGGCCUCUCAGUCUGGCUAAGCGGAAGAGGACCUAGAUCUCUGAGGACAGACCGGAGUGUUCCUCAGCCACCUGACUUGCUCCAACACAAACACAAUAGACCGCCAUAGACUGCAAAAGCACGACAGGACAAGCAAAAGAAACAAACAAUGAAUGUUAAGAUUCAAAGAGACUAUUGAGAAAUUGUGGUUUGGCAGAAGGAGAGAAAUAUUGUUUUUGUCUAUUUCUUUACUUGGGCAUUUCAUUGUUUCUGAGAAAGUGACUUGAAACACUACAGAGCCAAUAUUAGUUUAAUGGAAAAAAACAAACAAAAGAAAACUGAAAAAAAAGUUGUAUUCCGUAAAUUAUGUACAGUUUUUAUAUUCGUUAACCAAUGUAUUCUUGCUGCCUUCUAGAUAAUUUAUUUUGCCACACAUUGCUGCACAGUUGUAAAUAACCUAUGUACUGUAAUAUCACUCAGUUAAGUGUAAAGAAAAAAACAUAAAAGUAAAUAAAAUAAAAAUUAUCUUUUUAUGUACAGUUCAUUCUUGGGCAGCACUCCUCCCCCCCCUCACAUCCAUGGGCCAAAAUGUGUACACGACUCUGUCAGUAUUUGAAAGACUCCAGUGCACAGUUGUAAGAUCCCAUCUCCAGAUCCAGUCAGGGGUUAGGUAAAGUCAACCGAAUGUGUCUCACCACAACACGCAAAUAGCUGACAGAACACGUCUGGAUUCACCUGGCCUCCCAUAGGUCGACCACUAUAGAGUCCCUCAGAUGUAGCAGAAUAGUUAUUGAGGAUUUAUUUAAAGAAUACACAGAGGAUUAUUAUUCAUUGCUUUACUACACAAUUAUAUCUGAAAAAUUUCAAACCAAGAAAAUGCCUUUGUCAGUAGAAAAAAAAUGUACUCAUUGUUGGGCAAAGUUACAUACAUAUAUGUGAAGAAAGAGAGAUGUCAUUCACAAGCAAAACCAUCAUGUUUAUGUAGUGGUUUCAAAUUUAUUUUUUUGUUUUAAUGUAUAAAAAUUGGACCGAAAUCAUUUCUAAUCAUCACAAAACAAAACAUGACUGUCUAAAGUCAACCAGACACAGGUCUUUCAGCACUUAUUAUACAUAUUCUGUUCUCGUAGCCUGUCUUCUCUUCACAACUGCUGAAAGGUUUCAUUCCAUACUGACUUUAAACAUUGUUUUGCCAGUCUGUCUGCCCUUUGUUCAGCUUAUUUUCCUGGUGUUGUUCCAGCUUUACUCACUGGAUGGCACCAUUGCUCGGUGUGUCAGAAAACUCAAGAACCUUAUUCAUCUUUGCAUGAGACCUGUGGCCUUUCACUUAAAUGGGUGUUUUUAAAUAUAUUAAUAUUUUAUUACAGCCCGUAGGGAGUUCAGUUCCCUUAUAGGAUCCUAAUGCGACACCUUGACCCGUUUUACUCGUCAGCGAAAUUGUAAUAGGCUCAAAAACAUUUAGAGCCAGUAACACCUAAUACUUUUUUAUAAAUGUUUAAUCAGUGCUUGACUUGUUUUGUCAGGGAUUUUAAAUGUUAGGUUACGUCCUCAUAGUGCUCCAUUGUGUGGUGGUAUUUUGCCAUAAUUGUUCUGGUGUCAGGCCCAAGCAGACAGUUACAAGGCUUACAUCUUAAAGUGAACCAAAAAGGGAACAGACAUCGACACAAACAGCAGAGGGGAAGGCAAGAGCUUAUAGCUGAAAAGACCGGUUUUGUUUUUAAAUUGUCCUCAGUCCCAAAUCCCAUUGAAUUGUUGUUUUGUAAUGAUUGUGAUAUUGAUUCUAUAUUUUUAGUGGGCCUUGGUUUUGAAAAGCUUUCCUGACCUACCACAUAGGCUGCCUGUCUGUGUGUGAGAGCUGCUCAUGUAUCCUGAUGGCAAUAUUACCUGAAACGUUUGAGUUAUUUACACACUGUCAAUCAGUGUAGCUGUGUAUGGUAUGUCUGGUCAAGUGCAAUGGUUGUUGCUAUUACACUGUGCAGACAAGGUGGUUAGAUGUAUAGUCCUGGAUAUUUUUGAGAGAUUCACACAACCUGGUUGAUAUACUUACAUAUUUGGAUACAAAUAGCCAGAAAAUGUUUUUGUUUUUUUUUUAAACCCCCUGUUUGUCUUGAUUUGUUUUUAUUUAGUUGUUGGGUUCUUACAGUUUUUGGGAAGAGGGUUAAGGGCGUUUUUUUGUUCACAAAAUCCUUGUGUGUGUGUUUCUUAGCUCAGUGUAUGUAGUUCUGAAUGUUGUGUUUAUCUUAAGGGUUUUGGUUCCUGUAUAAAGCAUAAACUACAGAGGCAUGUCAAUCACAUUGCUUAUCGAGCAGAAUGUAUACCGUUAUUAUGCCCUGACCGACAACAUCCUCUCACUAUUGUUUACAAGAAAUCAAGUGUGUUUCUGUUUUAUGUGUCACCAUUUAAUGGUUUAAGCCCUGCCUUUGUUUUUACUUCUGUAAUCAGUCAUUUAUGUGAACCACAAAGGCUUGAAAUGGUGAUAGCUGACACAAGUGACAGGCAACCUCUCCCCCAGUCUGCGGUACACCGCUGCACAGAGCAAUAGACUAAACACAUCCAUCUGCUUUGCUUCUCCAGUGUGAAUAUGCAUCUAAUAGUGAUUUCUGGAUCAAUUUGAAUACAGACACAAACACACGUUAGUGCUCAGAUGCACAGUAGAGCACUUGGCCGUGGUGAUACAGAUGCUAGCCUGACACCACCUCAGUCAACAACAUAUUACCUCUACUCUCCUCACAUUCACUCAAUGUUUAUUUUAGAUUUAUUAUUUGUGGGGGGGGUUUCCUUACUGGACAUAAUUAUACAUAGGUAUUUUUUCAUCAUAUAGAAUCACGAUUUCAAGCCUUUUUAGUUUUCUUUAGUGUUUUUGUUCAUUAAAACCCAGACUGUAGCCGUUUCUUUGUUCCUUUUUUAGAAUGGAAGAUGACUAAUAAAAAGCAUGGAGAACUACUCUUUAAAUGAUGAGAAAUUACCUAUUUAUUAUCUUUUUUUUCUGACACCUGUGGUAUGUUUUGAGUUAAAGUUGGUCUCCGCUGUGUAAAUUUUCCUCCUUGUAAUGCGUGAAAGAGACAUACUGUACAUAGCUUUGUAAAUAAAUCCUCCAGGACGUUUUGCACCCUCCUCUUUGUACUAGUCUGAAAAGUUGCGUAGAAUGUGGGGUUCUAACAGCAACGAGCUGCGUGCGCUCGCUGCAGGUCAUUAUGAUGUAACAAUGUAACUUUUUUUAUUUGUACAAUGUAGUUUGUGUACAUAUUGUUGGAGCAGCUAAGGGGGGGAGGGUUAUGACGGGGUUGUUGAUGCUAUCGUCAGUGCUGUAACAGAAAUCCAGUACUUUCACCUCUAGCUGUUGUUGAUUUCCUGCAAAAAUAAUAAUAAUAAAUAAAUAAAUAAAGGAAAAAAGAUAAAAAAGCAAAAAUGAGAGAAACUGAAAAUGAGGAUGGAUGGGGAAAAAAAAUCAAACAAAAGUAAAAAUUCUAAAUUGUUAUUUUCUACAGUUGCAUGUACAGAGAGCGCAAGAACUGCUGUUGUUCCUCAGAGAUUAUGUUCGU
Molecule: messenger RNA, 13023 nt
Organism: Monopterus albus (swamp eel)
Lineage: Eukaryota; Metazoa; Chordata; Actinopteri; Synbranchiformes; Synbranchidae
Gene: ankrd11
Product: ankyrin repeat domain 11
Exons: 14
Coding region: 186-8765 (2859 amino acids)
Biological process (GO): anatomical structure morphogenesis
Molecular function (GO): protein binding
Source: RefSeq, a predicted model, not a curated record